Halichondria panicea is the source of this 570-nucleotide messenger RNA. Its product is annotated as TNF receptor-associated factor 5-like. The transcript has a single exon. The coding region runs from base 1 to 570 and encodes 189 amino acids. Gene Ontology annotation, molecular function: protein binding. NCBI's taxonomy places the organism in Eukaryota, Metazoa, Porifera, Demospongiae, Suberitida, Halichondriidae. The record is from RefSeq and is a predicted model, not a curated record.
AUGAAAAAGUUGGAGAUUCAAUUGAAGUGCCAAGCUGGUGCUCCUCGUUUGCAGUCCCAAUUGACGUCAAGAAUGAAAAAAUUGGAGAUUCAAUUGAAGUGCCAAGCUGGUGCUCCUGUCCCUUCUGUGCAACCCUCUUCUCGAGUAUUUCCAGUGGAAAUUGUGGUUACUGGCAUGAAAGAACUCAGACAACACAGAGAUGAAUGGACUUUCGAACCAUUUUACUCAAAAAGUGGUUACAAGAUGGUAUUAGGUGUACACCCAUGCGGUCAGCAAGGUGGUUUUGGUACUCAUCUUUCUGUGUACAUCUAUAUCGUCAAGGGAGAUCAAGAUCAGCAGUUGAAGUGGCCUUUCGUUGGGGAGCUAGCUAUCACACUAGUGGAUCAGAGACUGGCCCAAGAAAAUCACCAGACAUAUACAGUGGAGUUUACUUGUGAUGAUAUCAUACAAGGUGCACGAAGGUUCAACGACACUCUUAACAAUGGAUUGGGAUAUGAUGAGUUGAAGUGCCUACCUCCCAACUAUUUGAAACACGAUUGCCUUGUGUUCCAUAUUGACAAUAUCAAAUAG